Molecule: messenger RNA, 1334 nt
Organism: Dendronephthya gigantea
Lineage: Eukaryota; Metazoa; Cnidaria; Anthozoa; Malacalcyonacea; Nephtheidae
Product: myophilin-like
Exons: 6
Coding region: 110-763 (217 amino acids)
Biological process (GO): actomyosin structure organization
Molecular function (GO): actin binding
Source: RefSeq, a predicted model, not a curated record
UAUAUAUAGCGUAGUGGUAAAGCCAGACAUAAAGAAGUCAAAUGAAGUUAGUUGUGCACUAUUGCCUUUGAGUCUUUGAGGACGGAUCGUGUCAUAUUUACUGUUUAAAAUGAUGUCUAAAGAAUACAACCGACCGAUGGGUUAUGGAUUUAGUCGGGAAAUCAAGAUGAAGAUGGACUCGAAAUACGAUGACCAAUCCGAGCAAAACGCCCGUCUUUGGAUGGAAGAUGUGACUGGCACAUUGCUGUGUAAUCCUCCUGACGAUAUACAGACGGCUGAACAACUCAACGAGUGGAGAUACAAUAAUCCGCUGGGGAAAGAUGGAAUGUGCUGUGCUCUGGCUGAUGGUCGAUACCUAUGCAUGUUAAUGAACACCAUCUCUGAAGGAGCAAUCCCAAAGUUCAAUGAAGUCUUAAAAGAGAAGGAUUCAUUUCGAAAGAGAGAAAAUAUUGAAAGAUUCAUUGAUGCUGGAAUUAAAGUACUGAACUGCAAGAAACUAGAUCUUUUCCAGGUUGUCGACCUUUUUGAGAAAACCAACCCUGGCCAGGUGGUUAAUGGCAUUUAUGCUGUAGCAAGAAAGGCUGCAGAACUUCAUCCAGAUUGGCCAGCCCUUGGCCCGAAAGAAGCCAAGUACAGUCCGCGAGAAUUCUCGACCGACCAGCUGAAGGAAGGCUUGAACGUGAUUGGUUUACAGAUGGGCACAAACAAGGGCGCAUCGCAAGCUGGGAUGACCUUUGGCAAACAGCGAUUCAUCAUCGACUAAACACUGAGAACUUUCAUCAAAUUUCACGCCUUUAAUGAAAUGCUAAUGUGAGGCAAAAUAACUAGCACGCUAAAUUUUUUCACGCAGAAUUCGUUUAAAUUAAAGUUAUCUCGAGGAGUAAUCAGGAGUAGCAAGUAAUUUUAAGCGGCGCCUUUCGCCAAAUUAGUCGCAGAUUUGUCGCUUGGUCUUGGUGCCGAAUACACCGAAACUUAGUGAACUUUAACAGUUUCCUAAUUAAAGUUCCUUGCUUUUUUCUGAAGAAAACUCCCAUCUUUAGGAUUCAUUGGCCUUUGCAUUUACCGUUUAAUUUUUUUUUUCAAAAUACCGUAUAUUUGUUUAUCAAUAUCUGUGGAUAUUUCCUUUGAUGCUGCGUAUAUACAAUAUGCAUAGUUAUGGUGUGUAUUGACCGAGGAAAAUGAUAGUAUCUUAUGUGUUUUCACGUUAUGCUUUGAAUCUCCUUCCUUGUGAAUAGUUCACCGCGAAGAAAGUGUCUGUAAUUUCUAGCUAAUGCCCACCUCUGUGGUAGAAAUCAGUUGCAAAGUUUGGGGAAUAUUAAAAUUGAAACUUUUUA